This is a messenger RNA of Phlebotomus papatasi, 1456 nucleotides long. RefSeq names its product clumping factor A-like. Bases 108 to 1391 code for a protein of 427 amino acids. The transcript has 3 exons. The record is from RefSeq and is a predicted model, not a curated record. Lineage: Eukaryota; Metazoa; Arthropoda; Insecta; Diptera; Psychodidae.
UUGGUGAACAGUUUGGCUUGCCAGUUCUUGCCAGAUUCUCCAGAGGAUUACUCAAUUCUAACAAUUAAGUGAAUAUCAGUAAAAAAAAAAGUUAUAAAGAACUCAAAAUGAAAGUGUGGCUCCUUUUGGUUGUGAUUCAGAUCAUUCAAAUCUCUCAAAUCCAUGGAAAGUCCUUGAACAUUCCAGACAAAUUGAAUGAAACAAGUGAUAUCCUUGAAUUGAAGCCAAUGAUUGACGCUCUUUUGCAUUCACCAAUUUUUUAUGCGAAAGAUACUGAAGAUUCUCUUAAAGUUGAUAGUGAUAACUCCCAAAGAGAUGAUCCUACAUCAUCUACUGAAGCGAGCACUACCGCGGCUUACACACCAACGGAAUCCACAACAGAUAGUUCUACUCAAUCUGGAACAGAUAGUUCAACCCAAACUGGAACAGAUAGUUCUACUCAAUCUGCAACAGAAAGUUCAACGCAAACUGGAACAGAUAGUUCUACUCAAUCUGGAACAGAUAGUUCAACCCAAACUGUAACAGAUAGUUCUACUCAAUCUGCAACAGAAAGUUCAACGCAAACUGGAACAGAUAGUUCUACUCAAUCUGGAACAGAUAGUUCAACCCAAACUGUAACAGAUAGUUCUACUCAAUCUGGAACAGAUAGUUCUACUCAAUCUGGAACAGACAGUUCUACUCAAUCUGGAACAGAUAGUUCAACCCAAACUGGAACAGAUAGUUCAACCCAAACUGGAACAGAUAGUUCUACUCAAUCUGGAACAGAUAGUUCAACCCAAACUGGAACAGAUAGUUCUACUCAAUCUGCAACAGAAAGUUCAACGCAAACUGGAACAGAUAGUUCUACUCAAUCUGGAACAGAUAGUUCAACCCAAACUGUAACAGAUAGUUCUACUCAAUCUGCAACAGAAAGUUCAACGCAAACUGGAACAGAUAGUUCUACUCAAUCUGGAACAGAUAGUUCAACCCAAACUGUAACAGAUAGUUCUACUCAAUCUGGAACAGAUAGUUCUACUCAAUCUGGAACAGACAGUUCUACUCAAUCUGGAACAGAUAGUUCAACCCAAACUGGAACAGAUAGUUCAACCCAAACUGGAACAGAUAGUUCUACUCAAUCUGGAACAGAUAGUUCAACCCAAACUGCAUCACAAACUCCAACGCAAACUGCAACACAAACUGCAACACAAACUUCAACACAAACUCCAACGCAAACUCCAACACAAACUCCAACGCAAACUCCAACACAAACUGCAACACAAACUGCAACAGUAACUGGAACGCAAGAAACAACACCUCAGUCUACCAACCCAACUCCGAAUCCUAAUAGUGCAUCUAUGUUAUCAGUAAACUUUGUACUUCUUCUAGUUUCUAUGUACAUCUUUGCGCAUUAAAAACAAAUUUUGUAACAAAAAAAGCAUUAGAAUAAUAUAAAUAAAUAUAAAUGAAUAUACUUAAA